AUGGCUUCCCUACGCUCCCUCCUCCGUCCUCUACAACACGUCCGUCCUCUCUCCACCUCCAGAGCUUCCUCUCCUCGACACCUACUCUCCAUCUCCAACCUGACACCAACAGAGUUAUCCACCUUGGUGAACAAUGCUACGGCACACAAGAACUCCAAGCUGCCUUCGACAUGGUCACUGCGCAACGGGCUCUCCAACCAGACGAUCGCCCUGCUAUUCUCUAAACGGUCGACGCGGACGCGGGUUUCGACCGAAAGCGCAGUGGUGGCUAUGGGCGGACACCCAAUGUUUUUAGGGAAGGACGACAUCCAGCUGGGAGUCAACGAGUCACUGUACGAUACGUCGGUAGUGAUAUCUAGCAUGGUGACGGGCAUCGUGGCACGAGUCGGUCCGCACUCGGACAUUGCCAACCUGGCCAAAGACUCGUCUGUCCCCGUAAUCAACGCCCUCUGCGAUACAUACCACCCGAUGCAAAUUAUUGCGGACUUUGCGACAUUAACACAAACGUUUAAUACUCCCGCCGAGAAAUUGAAGGGUUUGCGGAUCGCAUGGGUCGGCGACGCUAACAAUGUCUUGUUCGACAUGUGUAUUGGUGCACGGAAGCUGGGGAUCGAGAUGGCCGUGGCCACGCCUCGUGGGUACGAAAUCCCCGCCAAGAUCAAGAAGGAAAUCGACGCUUCCGGAUCCGGUGUCUUGUUCGAAACAAACAGCCCCGAAGAAGCCGUCAAGGGCGCCAAUGUCAUUGUCACGGACACUUGGAUCUCUAUGGGUCAAGAAGACGAAAAAGCGAAGCGAAUCCUGGCUUUUGAAGGGUACCAGGUUACGGAGGAACUUGCUAGGAAGGGUGGCGCCGCCGAGGACUGGAAGUUCAUGCACUGCCUUCCUCGCCAUCCGGAAGAAGUGAGUGACGAGGUGUUUUACGGCGAGAGGUCGUUGGUCUUCCCGGAGGCCCAAAAUCGAUUAUGGUCGGCCAUUGCUACCCUGGAGGCGUUUGUAGUCAACAAGGGCCAAGUCAAGAAGACGGAGCAAUGA
Molecule: messenger RNA, 1032 nt
Organism: Exophiala dermatitidis NIH/UT8656
Lineage: Eukaryota; Fungi; Ascomycota; Eurotiomycetes; Chaetothyriales; Herpotrichiellaceae
Product: ornithine carbamoyltransferase, mitochondrial
Exons: 1
Coding region: 1-1032 (343 amino acids)
Biological process (GO): L-citrulline biosynthetic process
Cellular component (GO): mitochondrion
Molecular function (GO): amino acid binding; ornithine carbamoyltransferase activity
Source: RefSeq, a predicted model, not a curated record